AUGAUUCAGUCUAUGUUCCUGGCCCAGAUCAGGGCCUGGAUCCAAAUCCGCAACUUCCUAGCCCGACAGUGCUUGGCUGAAUUUCUGGGUGUCUUUGUACUCAUAAGGGGGGCAGUGGCUCAGGCUGUUACCAGUGAAGAAACCAAAGGCAACUUCUUCACCAUGUUCCUGGAAGGCACCCUGGCUGUGGUGGUGGCCCUCUAUGUGGAAGGCAAUGUCCUUGGGGCCCACCUGAAUCCUGCCUUCUCCUUGUCCAUGUGCCUCAUGGGUUGUCUACCUUGGGCCAAACUUCCCAUCUACAUACUGGUACAGCUGCUUUCUGCCUUCUCUGCUUCAGGAGUAACCUAUGUCCUCUAUUUAGAUGCUCUGCAGAACUAUAAUGGUGGAAACCUGACAGUGACAGGCCCCAAAGAGACAGCCUCUAUCUUUGCCACCUACCUAGCCCCUUAUCUGUCCCUGGGAAAUGGCUUCCUGGACCAGGGGGGAGUUCUAGGCACUGCUAUGCUGAUUGUGGGCAUCUUUGCCAUCACAGACACCAAGAAUAAGGGGGUACCUGCGGAACUGAAGCCAGUGACAGUUAGGCUGCUGAUUCUGGCCAUUGGCCUCUCCAUGCUUGUCAACUGUGGUUUACCACUUAACCCUCCUUGAGACUUCGGACCUCAGCUCUUCACCUAUGUGGCUGGCUGGGGACCUGAGGUGUUCCCUACCCCCAGUAUUUCCCUUUUUUACUAUUAA
Molecule: messenger RNA, 735 nt
Organism: Vombatus ursinus (common wombat)
Lineage: Eukaryota; Metazoa; Chordata; Mammalia; Diprotodontia; Vombatidae
Product: aquaporin-10-like
Exons: 5
Biological process (GO): glycerol transmembrane transport; water transport
Cellular component (GO): basolateral plasma membrane; plasma membrane
Molecular function (GO): urea transmembrane transporter activity; glycerol channel activity; water channel activity
Source: RefSeq, a predicted model, not a curated record